AUGCUCGCUGACGGAGAUGCGGACGGGAUUCCGAUUCUGAUUGGCGUGAAGGAGCCGAAGAAAGAAUCUAAGAGUAAGAAAGCUGAGGAGGAAUCAAAGAAGGCAUCCGGGGAAGGCGGGGGGAAAGACGACAAGGAGAAGGAGAAGGGGAAGGAUAAGGGUGAGGAGAAGCGAGAGGAGAAGGGAAAAUCCGGAGGAAAGGAGGGAGACGUGGGAGCAGGGACAGGAGACCGGAAAGCAGGGAAGGAGAGCGCGAGUGCGGCGGAUGAUAACCCGGAUCAAUACGAAGGGGAGGAGGGCGAUGGCGCGCAGAAGAAGGCGAAAGGCGGCGGGAGAAAAGGAGGCAAAGGCGAGAACGUGGGCGAAAUGAUGGAGAAGAUUCUAGAAAGACUGGAUGACAUGGAAGGCGAGGGGGGGAAGUUCAACGAAACCCUAGAAAAGCAGGAGGCGGUUCUGGAGACAGUGGCGCGGGUGGGGAAGCACCACGUUCACGAGAAGGAGGAGAAAGAGCGCGAGGAGCGAGAGAAGCAAGAGCAGGAGGAGGCGGAGAGGGAAGCGGAGCUGAAGGCGAAGCAGGAGGCGGAAGCAGCUGCUGCUGCGGCAAAGAACAGCUGGGACGGAGGGGUGACUGGUGGUGGAGAGCGGUCGUUUUUCGAUAUUCUCCUGGGGAUAGAUGCUGUGCCGCCACCUCCGCCCCCGCCGCGCCCCACCCCUAAGAACGUCACUAAAGCGUCAGCUAGAAACGAGACCAAGAAAGAGCAGGAGGCGGAGCAGGAGGACGAGAAGGACGUUCCUAGGCUCAUAGACUCCCAGGAUAACGAAUACGUUAUAAGCAGCCCCGGUAAGGGGUCGAAGAUGCAGCUACAGGAGGAUUUCACCCUCAUUUCGGACAUUGUGAAGGUGAUAGUGGCGGCGGCGCUGGGCGGGCUGGCGUGUGGGCUGAUGGGGCAGCCCAUCAUCCUGGGAUACAUCGUUGCUGGCAUGGCCAUCGGCCCGGGCGGGCUGGGGCUCAUUCACGAGCUAGUACAGGUAAGUAGGAUUACCACAUGUGGUGUUACAGGGCGGUGGGUGCUAGGAGGCCUGGCGUGUGGGCUGAUGGGGCAGCCAAUCAUCCUGGGAUACAUUGUCGCUGGCAUGGCCAUCGGCCCGGGCAGGCUGGGCCUUAUCCACGAGCUCGUGCAGGUGGAAACCCUAGCCCAGUUUGGAGUCGUCUUCCUGCUGUUCGCCCGGGGGAUCGAGUUCAGCCUCGCCAACGUGCAGGGCGUGCACAACGUGGAAACCCUAGCGCAGUUCAGGGUGGUGUUCCUGCUCUUUGCCCUGGGGGUGGAGUUCAGUCUCGCCAAGGUGGAAACUUUAGCCCAGUUCGGAGUGGUGUUUCUGCUGUUCGCCCUGGGGGUCGAGUUCAGCCUCGCCAAGAUGCAGGGGGUGCACAACGUGGCGCUGGGCGGCGGAGUGCUGCAGAUCGCAAUUGCCAUGAUUCUGGGCGGCAUCUUCAGCUCCAACACGCCGCAAGGGCUCUUCAUCGGCGGCUUCCUAUCAAUGUCAUCUACAGCCGUGGUGCUCAAGUGCCUGGUGGACAUCAACGGCUUCAACUCUGAGCACGGCCAGAUCAUGCUCGGCACGCUCAUUGCACAGGACUGCGCCCUCGGGCUCCUCCUCGCAAUAAUGCCGGCGCUCGCCGCCCGCCCUGCAUCGGCCUCGGCCAUCCUACUGGCCCUGGUGCGCGAGCUGCUCAUCCUGCUCGCCUUCUGCCUCGUUGCCUGGGCGCUCUCCCGCCUGCUCGUCCCGCGCUUCCUGCGCCUGCUCGUGCGCGUGUCAAGGGGCAACAACGAGCUGUACCAGCUGGGCAUCAUGGGCAACUGCCUGUGCGUGGCUCUGCUCUCCGAGUAUCUUGGGCUGUCGCUAGAGGUCGGGGCGUUCAUUGCCGGCCUCAUGCUCUCAGGCGGCACAUACAGCGAGAGAACACUGCACCAGGUGGAGCCGGUGCGCAACAUGUUUGCGGCGCUCUUCCUGGCGUCCAUAGGCAUGGUGAUGCACCCCAUGUUCCUCUGGCAGCACAAGGACAUCUUGCUCCUCGCGCUUGCGGUUGUUUUCCUGGGGAAGACGCUGCUCGUUGCUCUCGUGCACAAGGACAUUCUGCUGCUCGCCCUCGCCGUCGUCUUUCUGGGCAAAACACUUCUCGUUGCUCUCGUGGUAAGAGAGGGAGUGGGUGGGUGGGCAUGCGGUGGGCAUAGCACUGAUGCAGAUAAGGGAGUCAUUGAGUCAUCUUUUCCUCUCUCUCUUCUCUCCACCCCUUCCCCAUUGCACCCAUUCAACAGCGCAGGCACAGCAGCAGCGGUGGGAAUAGCCCUGGCGCAGAUAGGAGAAUUCUCCUUCGUCCUCCUCUCGCGAGCGCAAACGCUGAAGCUGGUGGGGCACAAGCUGUACCUGCUGCUCAUGGGCACCACGGCGCUCUCCCUCGUGCUCACGCCCUUCGCCUUCAAGCUCGUGCCGCGCCUCGCCGCCAUUGGCGCCCACCAGGACCGCGCUCGCCUCAUGCUCAAGAACAAGAGGGCAGUGUGGAGAAUCGAGGAGGCUCGGGAGCAGGUCCGGGAGGUGGCUUGGCUGGAGCAGGUUCAGGAUCUGGCUCCAUGGUUGCAUCAGGCUCAGCAAGCGCAGGAUUGA
Closterium sp. NIES-65 is the source of this 2664-nucleotide messenger RNA. The record is from the annotation of a GenBank genome assembly. Lineage: Eukaryota; Viridiplantae; Streptophyta; Zygnematophyceae; Desmidiales; Closteriaceae.